AUGAAGAACUAUCUUCUCCGAACGUUGGGAUUGGGAAAGUUAAACACAUCCUCUUCAUCAGACACUCCCAACAAAUCACUUUCACUCAACACGCCAGGUGAUUCAACACCAACAAAUUUCGAUCAUUUCAAUGUCGAUCGGAGAGAUGAAGAGGAAUAUAAACGAUAUGAAGAGAUUUGGGCUCAACCAUAUACUUAUUUAUUGGAUUUUCCAUUUGAAUCGGAUGAAUUACUCAAAUCGUGGAAUUUAUUUGUGCAAGAGAAUUUAUCCCGAGAGUCAUCAAAGGAGUCUGCUCUUUCAUCAUUUGAAAAAACAACAAACUUGGCUUUUGAAUCAUUUAUCACACAACUAAAAGAGAAGUAUAAUGACUGGUUUCCACCGCAAAACGCGUUGGGAUUAGCAGUUGUCACAACUCAAAGCAAUUCUAGAGCCAGAAGUAAGGCUGUUACUUCCAACAGUGGGUUAUUUUCAAGUGUUGGUGUUUCGUCAGAUAUUUUGGGCUCACUACAGUCAGGAUCGUUUUCUGACAUUUCAUAUUCACACGACUCUACUUUUCAAAUACACGGUUUUAAAGGUGUCAUCGGACAUCCUAUUGAUGUGUUAUCAACAGUAUGCUCACAAUUUAAACACCAAGUCCAAGUAGUUUUGAAAGAUUUUAAAACGGAUAAGUUCAAUAAUUUUAACAUCCGGCCACUCUAUCUUUUGGAUAUUGUUGAAAUACUCACCCGAUCUCAUCACAACAGAUUAUUUAUGAGGGAAUUCAAUGUCCUUCCUUUCGUUUCUAAUAUUUUGAAAACAGCUUUAUUUAAACUUCAGUUAAUUAUUGCAGAUAAGAGAUUUAGUGACAGAGAAAUAUCAACACUUUCUGUUGAAUCAGCCAUUGAAGUUGAGAACGAAUUGAGACAAUGGUUGGAUUUUGUAAUUUAUAUUUUGUCGAACGGCAUUCAAAUCUUUUCACAUUUUUGUGAAUCUGUAGCAUAUAAUACUACGACGAACGUUUCAGCAAGCACUACUAAUACAAAUACUUCGGAUGUACCAACGCCCCUCUCAAUAACGAGGUCUUCUAGCAUCAAUGGAGGAGAGCAGGGAAAUCACAAUAUUUGGUAUCAAAACAAUAAGAAUUUCAGAAGGCAGAAAAUGCUAACCUAUUUAACCUCUAGAGAAGAUAUUGACCUCAUGGACAUUAUUAUUGAGAUGUUGACAACCUUUAGAGAUUCCAUUUCAAAACAGUAUGAUGGUCAUCAUCAUAGUCCAAAGUACUUUGAAACAUGGAGCUUUUUAUUCAAUUUCCAAGAAGCCGCACUGCAAAUGGUUCGGGCGAUUGUAACUACGGACAAGCUCAAAAAUGUUGGUCAGCUGGCCGAGCAACAAUUUAGAGAUAUUUUCCUUUCUAGAGGAGGUUGCGACGUUCUUGUAAAAUACCUUGGAUGGCCUAUAGAACAUGUUUCUAUUUUACAUGACACAGAAUGGUUUAAAAUUGAUAUUCGCUCUUUAAACGCCGAAAGACUAAACCACUACUUCCAAACUCAACAACUAACCAUGAAAAUUAUAACAAGGUUGAUCGAAAGCAAUUACUCGUAUCUCAGACUAUUUGGAAAGCAGGGUUUUAGCAAGAUUAGAGAGACAGGUUUAUGGAUUUCUUUCUUUUGUACAUUGAGUAGCGACUAUGAGAGCCAAGCUCAGACUUUGAGAAACAAUCCUCUUCCUCAAAUGGGAUCUAUUGUUCGAUCACGAAGUGGCUCGUUAGACUUGGCCAAUUUCAGAUUUCCUCCAACUCCAAUUUCCAAUAGUGGCUCCAUUAAUGUGAAACCAUUCCCUUGCCCUGGAUUUAUUUCAAAAUCGACCAAUGAAAGAGCCAUGCAAUUUUUUGACUGCCUCCGAAAGCUCGUAAAACUUUCAACGAUAAUUUCCUUCCCAAAGACACUCCAUAGUUCAACUUUGACUCCAGGUACUCCAUCGAGUAUGCCACCAACUUUUGACAAUUCCUACUCUUCUUACUCUUCUACUCUUAACAACUCUGAACAAGAUGCCAUCAUCCAAAAGAAACUUUCCAAACUAUUAUUUUCAUUUUUCCUUGACAGUGAGGGAGAUAAGGAAACGAUCACUGAAAAGGCACUACAAAAAUUGAGACUUUUGAGUGAUUUUCCCUUAUAUUUUAUAGACAGUAUUAACAGAUUAGUAUCCGAAUCUCAAACUGCACUUGAUGUUAUGGUUUCUAAUGGGUUAUACGAUGUUCUUUUUUCUGAAUAUUUCUACUUUUAUGGAGGAUCUUUCAAUCCAAUUAACAAAAUAGAAGAGAAGAGGUCGUUCAAAGAUUCUAUCCCUGUCAAAGAUGAAAAUGAAGGAAAUGAAUUAUUAAUGAGAAGUGAUAUUUGUGCAUAUAUUGAGUGUGCUUCCGCAGUAUUACGAUCUAGCGUCAUCGAUUUUAUGAAAUAUACUUCUACCAUUAAGGGAAGGAAUAAUGUUGAGGAGUGUAGAAAGUUGAUCGAUAUUUUAGAGCUGUACAAUGAGAAUUCAUUUGUGGCGUCUGAAAUUGGACUUUGUCUACUUGAUAUUUUGAGACAAAACUUUGACAUCACCCAAGAGAGUCUAUACUCUCUAAAGGCACUGUCUGUUUUAUCUCGUGUAAUUUCAAAGCAACAUACUUUGGUAACCUCAUUUGACAUGGAACUUCCAAAAUCUCAAUUUUACCAUAAUGAGUACACAGAAGAGCAUGUACGGGCCAUCGAAGCAAGAAAUAUCAUUUUGAACGUUUUAGAUUUUGCACUUACACAUGAAAAAUCAUUGACUCUUGCUCUUCAAAACCAUAACACUAUAGAAAUGAUGUUCAAAAUUAUUUUAGAUCCUACCUUGAAAAACUUUGUUCUAGUUCAUGUCAGACAGCUCUUGAAUGCCAAGAACAUUGAGCACUCGCACGAAUUUGAAGUGUUAUUAACAUGUUUCACAGAGGUAUUUCCAGUUAUUAUGGACAAACCAACCCAACCUAAUUUGCAACUAUUGAUGGAAAUGUUGGCUGCUGUACAAAAAGGUCUGUGUGGAUCAAACAAAAAGCUUUUACAAACGCAGUUCAGAGACAAGCUGGAUAAAUUCAUGCACUUACUCAACUUGAACAUUCCAUCCAAUCCAACUGAAUCAGAUUGCAUUUCUCGUCAUGUUUUGGCAAUUGAGGUGAUACGGACUUUAACGGCACUAAUAUCAGAGAAUUCAAAAUCAAAACAACAUUUCAAGACAAUUCUUGGUUAUGAUACGUUUAAGAAUUUUAUUUUACAUUGCGAGCAAAACAAGCCAUCUCCUGACAUUUUCGAUGUGCUCUUUGACAUGUUAUCUGACGGAGAAUACAAUAGCGAAACUAACUAUACCAUUCAAAAUCCCGAUGUUGCUCGUUUAAUCUUCCAACUCGCACUGAAUUGUGACAUUUCUUACGUUGCUGAAUUAGUUGCUAAAUUCACUUUGCUUGUUGAGAAAUCAACAAACAACAGAAAUAUUUGCUGCUCUGUUGGUUUAAUCAGCACUCUGUUGGAAUUACUGACAAGAUUUGAGAAAGAGACAAAUCCAGAGGAUAAAACAAUUCGAGAUAUUGUGACAUUAAUCGAAACCAUUGGUAGACAUUCAAUUACUGUAAAGGAACUUAAAGGGUUCCUUACAUUGAUCAAACAGCAAUCGGAUAGGGAUCAUACCAACUUUCUUUCCAUACUCUUAAAGGCUCUAGCCAACAUGACUCAAAGCUCUCCUGAUGCCUUUUUUGAUUUCAAUGGAUUGGUUUCUGGAUUAGUACUUCCAGUGAUCGACAAUAGAAUUUGGCCAAAUGCAAAAGGUUAUUCUAUUUCCAUGUGGAUUCGAGUUGAGAGUUUUGUAGAGACUAGACCUGCCUCCAAUGCUAAUCCAUCUACGUUUUCACCAGUCUCAACUCGAUCCUUUUCAUUUUCCACCAAUGACGUUGCAAGUUUGAGAAAAGAAUCGUUACCGAUGGAUACUGUCGCUUACAAACCAAGAUUGGUAAGCUUUUUCAACUCGGAAGGACAAGGAUUUGAAAUUUAUUUUGAAAACAAUUACUUGAAAGUUAGUGUGCAGCACUCCCAAAAGAAGCAAUAUACGGAGGUGUUUGAUUUUAAAUUUGAUCCAAAGCGAUGGUAUCAUAUUGUUUUAACUCACACCUAUGGAAAAGGUCCAUUUUCAUUUUCAAAGAAUGAACUCAAACUCUAUGUCGAUGGCAACUCACCAAGCAAAGUAUUACUCAAGUAUCCGAAUUUCCACAAACCCUUAGAUAAGUGCAUGAUUGGGUCAAGCUUUUUAGUGAAUGAAAAUCUUCAAAUGGGAACAUUCCACAAGAGACAAAAUAGUUUUCCAGCAUCAGAAAAUCCAAAUUUCAACGGACAAAUGGGAACUUUGUGUGUAUUUGAUGAAUCGCUACCUCCUAAUAUUAUUCAGCUUAUAUAUGGAUUAGGUUACAAUUAUAUGAAUUGCUUCCAACCAACAGAUUCUGUUUUAGCCAAGAAUAAUAGCAAAGCUCAAGAAUAUUUGCAACUUUUCGAUGGUUCCAUCACACAAAAGAUUAUCUUGUGUUACAGUCCAAAGUCUAGGGCCAACUUAAACAAAAUAUGUGUGAACAAUACGCCUGAGGCUUUUCAUCAACUUCAAUUAUACAAUGGGUUGGCUUCUUUGGGAGAAUCUGUUCCUCAGAUCAAAACAGAUAUUCACCAAUCCAUGUUGAAUGCAAGAAUAUUGAAUGGAACUCAACUAUGUGUCACUCAUAAUGCUAAGGAUAUUAUUGGCUGUUUAGGAGGCAUUAAGGUGUUAUUCCCUUUGUUUUUACAACUUGAUCGACUGUCUCACACGGACCAAGUGGUGAGUGUCAAUGACAGGUCAGAACCAUACAUGGUAAAUACCUUAUUUUCUCUGCUUAUUGAUUUGCUUUCAGAACAUGUUGACAAUCUUGAGGAUAUGGCGAGAUGCAGAGGAUUUUUGGUGAUCAGUUUCCUAUUGAAACAAAUAUCUCCUCAACAUUUAACUCGUAGCACAGUGGCUCUGAUUCCUACGCUGUUAUCUUGUGUCCAGCGCCAUAGUUUACUCUAUUCAGACACAAUCAAUUAUUUAGUAUUUAACUUUAGAUUGUGGAUCUAUACCGAUUCUGAAGUUCAGAAAAUGCUCUUCCAACAGCUACUUGAAUUGAAUAAUAAGAAAGAAAAUUUCACAAAAGUUCGAGAAAUUUUAGGUGUUCAACGUUUAUUGGAUUUGAUGCGAUGGUUCUACUGGUUUGAACGAUCUAAAAACAUGGACUAUGAAUAUCAGUUGGGAUCUGAAAAGAUUUGCAACCCUGUUACCUCUGCUGUGUUAGGACAGAGACCAAACAUUGAUGAUAUCCGUGAAAUUAGACAAAAGUUAAUAUUACUUUUAAAGGGUCUUACUGCCAAGUCAUCUGAAAUUGCAGUUGUUGGCAAUGAUGAUAAAAUGAUAGGUACUCCUAACAUACCAAUGACAACUACCUCAAUCACAUACUCCGAAUUAGAGGCCAUUAUGAACUAUCUUGCAGAUUGUAGCGAUAACUUGCAAUAUGAUGAUAUUAUUGAAUUUAUUCUCGAGCUAUUAUUAUCUCCUGAUGGGUCUGCAAUUGCAGAAAUGCUUUUUAAUAUGAAAGCAUAUCAAGUAUUCAUUCAACUGCUAUACAUUAUGAAGGAAUCAACAAGAUUGAACGUAUUGAAAUGUAUUGGUCAAAUGUUGGUCUUGAAUUCAAAGAUGAGACAAAAAAUGUGUGCUGAUGAAACCUUUGGUUUUGUUGCUAUUUACAAUGCAUUAUCUGUGUUUAAUUUUACGAUCCAAACUUAUGGAGUUCUCAGAGACAUAUUUUUGGGUAAUAUUUCAAAGGAUAAAACCAAGGAUGUUUUGGACCAAGACGACUUUGAACAGACAGAGUAUAGUUAUCGAGUUCAUUCUGUCAUUCAACCAAUUUUCAGACUCUUAGUUAAUACUCAACCAAACGUGAAGCAUCACAUUCUUCAAAAUUGGAAAAUUCAAAUUAAAUCAAGCAAAGCGAAAGAUUGUGUGUUGCACCAGGUAGGAUGGCAAGAAUGGUUGCUCAACAUUUUGUGUGUUUCCAGAUUGGUUGAUGCUGCUCAACCCUAUGAUGCCACACAAUUUGCUCAAUUCGAGCUUUGCAAAGAUAUUGUGAUUGAGCUAAUUGCCAUUCUAUUGUAUCACUCAUUGAAGACUGUGAAAAAAGGAUGGAGAGAUAUUGAAGAUACAAUUGGACACAUCAUACUAUUGAAAGAUAGAGAUCAACAUUUGGAGGGAGCUGAAGAAAUCUUGGGAAACAUUUACAAACGCAUUUUGGAUGAAUACAUCAAUGACAUUCAAAAUGAUAAGAUCAUUGCCAACUACAAUGACAGGAAUAGCCCAAUAUUAGACAACUUUGUUCAUCUUGCUACAUUCAUUGAGGAAUAUUUAUUUUAUUUCGAUUCGACCUAUCAAAGUGUUUCAGGAAGUUGGUUGAAAAAACGAGUAGAUGCUAAUCAGAGUGUUUUGGGUACAAUCAGAAGUAUUGUUGCCAAUACAAAUACCCAAACUCCAACAAAACCCCAAGAUAUGGUUUCAACAUCAUCAGUAUCCAUGAAGGAAGCUGCAUUUGAUUCUGACAUUGUUUACAUUGAUACGACAAAUAUUCCUUCGACUCCAACCUAUGACACACCAAUGACAGUUUCAACACCGGAAAGUACAAAAAGAAUUGAUUUGAAUACUAGUUCUAGUUCAACUGUUACAACCACUACUACUGCUACGAAUCAACAAAUCACUUAUUAUGCUGAAGAUGAGAUCAAUCUAAGAAAAGGAGAGGAUGGAAUUUGGAGAGAUCUUCCAAUUGCAGAAAAACUCAUUUACAUUCUUACACAAUGGAAAUUGAAUAUUGUUUCUAAUUAUACUUCACUGAGAACUGUUGUGCAAGGUGGUAAACGAUUGAGAGAUGGUGGAACCCUGAGAAUUACACUCCGACUGAUCAGGUAUUGUUUGAGAGAAUCUCAAAAACCCGACCCAGCUCUACUCGAUUGCAUAAAGUUGAUCAACAAAAGAGAUGUAGAGAGUGAAAAAGAAAUUUUGAGAUUUUCUGAGCUUUGGGCUGUUACUGGAGAUAUUGAGAACAAUGACGAUUUUCACACACGUUUAAUGUUUAUAUUAGCUUUCUUGUUUGAUACUAUGAGUAGAUUAAUCGAAAAGAAACAAGAGAAUGAAGCCUUAGGAAUAUUUAUUACCAUUAGAGAAAUUUUCAUGACAAGAAGAGAUCAUCUUGAACAAGCCCUUACCACUGAUGAUGACAAGUCUAUUCUUGCUGAUGAUUCAGUAUUUUCUUCGAAAAAGAAGGCUGAGCUUUCUGACUUUCAAGUGUUCCAUUCUAAAAGUUGGAAAUUUGCAUGGACUCGAUUUUUUGUUCCAGCUGUUCGACAAACAGAAAAAGACGAAGCUCGAUUUCUCGAAGAUAUUAUUUCUAGAAGGAAAUACACAAUACAAAAAUUGUACGAUACCAUCAAAGAUCAUGAAACAGCCUCUGCAGAAUUUGAAAAGAAGUUAGAUGCAGAAAUGAAAGUAGCUUUGGACAAUAUUCGAAGACAAGAGAGGGAACGAAUUAAAAAAGAAAAGAGAGGAUAUGAAGAGUUUGAUUUCCUUGCUUCUCAUUAUUGGAAGAAAACAAUGAGAAAUGUUGCAGACGAGAGAAGUAUUUGGGGUAAACAAACCGAUAGUGUGAAAUGGAAAUUGGACAAGUCAAUUACUGGUAAACACAUCCGAUUGAGACUCGUUAGAGACUUUUCAGGAAUUGACCACAAAGACGCCUCUAUGAAGAAGAGUGAUCAUAUUGUACCAUCAGCACAAGAGACAAGUAUUAACAAAUUAUUAGAGAUUAAGGAAAAGGGCUCUUUUUUUAUACCUAAUCUAUCAGUCAUUACUCUGAAUCAAUCAAGCGAGGAUUCUACAGAAGAUAGCAGUGAAGUCACUCCAAUCAAUAAUGCCAAUCCUCAAGCAAUUCAACCAUUUGAGUCAGACGACCAACUCAAUCAAAAGCACGAAAAGGAAAAAACUAUCAUGAAAGACAUUUAUUGUGAAAUGAUUACUCCAAUGAUACCCUUCUCUGGAAAAAUGGAAAUUACAAACAAGAGAAUAAUUUGGACAGCUGAUAAAGAAAAUCAGUGCCUAACAUUUGGUUGGAGCGAAAAAGUGGCCAAAUUAAUUAAGACUCCUCGAGAAAAGACUAUUUAUUUGGAAGAUUUGAUAGAAAUUCGAUUAAUGCGAUUUAGGUUGCGAAAGAGUGCAUUAGAAUUUUAUCUCAAUGAUGAAUCUACUGUCAUGUUCAACUUUGAUAAGAAUGAGAGAAAUAAGAUUUAUACCAAAAUCAUUUCUCUUAAAUGUCCUAAUUUGAGAUCAGUUGAAAAAUCCUUCUCUCCAAUGGACAAUUUACAACGAGCUGGAUGGACCAAGAAAUGGCAACAAGGAAAAAUUUCCAACUUUGAAUAUUUGAUGAUUUUGAACAUGUAUGCUGGAAGAACAAUUAACGACCUUUCACAAUAUCCAGUAUUCCCUUGGGUGAUUGCAGAUUACACGAGUCCAACUCUCGAUUUCACAAAAGAAUCUACAUUUAGAGACUUAUCAAAACCUAUGGGUGUGGUAAAUCCAGAAAAAGUCAAAAAUGUUGAAGAAAAGUACAUGACUUUGUCAGAUUCUGGAGAACCUCCCUAUCACUAUGGUUCACACUAUUCCACUUCUGCCUAUGUCACCUAUUAUUUGAUACGUCUGGAGCCCUAUACAACAUUGGCUCGAGUGGUUCAGGGAGGAAAAUUUGACCAUGCAGACAGAAUGUUUGAAUCAGUCGCACAAACCUAUGAUCAUUGUUUGCAUGGUGAAGGAGAUCACAAAGAACUAAUUCCUGAAUUCUUUUAUUUGCCUGAAUUUCUCAAAAAACCAAAUGAUUUAACUCUUGGUGAAAAACAAAGUGGUGAUCAAAUUGGAGAUGUGAUUCUUCCACCAUGGGCCAAAAAUGCAGAGGAAUUUAUCAGAAUUAAUAGAGAGGCACUCGAAUCUGAUUAUGUUUCCCAACAUUUGCAUGAAUGGAUUGAUCUCAUCUUUGGAUAUAAACAGAGAGGUCCUGAAGCAGUGAAGGCACACAACAUGUUCCACUACUUGACCUAUGAGGGAACGAUCGAUCUUGAUCAACUCGAUGAACGAGACAAGUAUCCUGUUUUGGCACGUAUUGAUAACUUUGGUCAAACACCAUCUCAAUUAUUUAAAACACCACAUCCAAAGAAAACGACAAAGAGAGAUGCAAAGUAUGACAACUUACUCAUGUUAUCUUUCCAGGGAAGUCGUCAAGUGAAUACUGUGAAAAUUUCUCCAAUAGUGUUUAUCAAGUUUUACCAAUCAGAAAAUACGAUUGUGAGAGUUUGUGUGGUCACUGAAGAUGGAUUGGUAUACACAACCAAGGCAGGAAAUGUAAAUCUACAAGCCAUAGCGAAUGAUCUUGCCUUUUUAUCCAACUGUAAGACUAUUGGUUUUCCUCUCGAUGAUCCUGUGAGUCUUCUUUCCUCAAACACGACCGAUUCAAGUUCAAAUUCGUACAUAAGCUCGAAUCCAACACAUAGUACAAAGCAACGAAGAUCUCUAGCAUCACUUCCAAAACAGGGUUUAGGUUAUAAGAGUAAUGCAUCAAAUGUGAAAAACUAUUUUGCAAUUCCAAAUACUCCAAUUCCAAACUCGAUCAAGGACAUUAAUAUUUACUCAUGUGGUCACUUUGAUAAUUCAUUCAGAAUUUCUAAACCAUAUUUCCAACCAUUGCAUACAAAGAUUUCGACAUGUCAACAAAAUGCUAUUUGGAGACACAAAGAUUUAGUUACAUGUUGUGCUAUUUGUGAAGAAGACAAAUAUUUUGUAACCGGAAGUAGAGAUACCACGGUCAUGGUCUGGAACAUUCAAAACGAGGCCUUUUUAGUCUCUCAACAACCUACUAAUAUUCUCUAUGGCCAUGACGAUGAAGUGACUUGUGUGGCCGUAUGCAAUGACUUAGACACAGUAAUUAGUGGAAGCAAGGAUGGCACUGUGAUUGUGCAUUCAUUACGAAGAGGAAAAUACAUUCGAACGAUUAAGCAUCCAAAUAAUGGAGUUAUUAACACUAUUGGCAUCGCGCGUGAAUGCAAAUACAGUAACGACAUUGAAGUUCUUGGAAGAAUUUGUGUGUACAGCAAUGAUGACAUGAUCCUAUAUUUAUACAGCCUCAAUGGUAAUCUCAUUGCUAAGGCAGAGACGAAUGGUGCGUUGAAUUGCAUGCGUAUUUUUGAUUGCAAAUAUGUGAUUUAUGGUGGUGAUCAUGCAAUUGUGGUGCGAGACUUGCAUUCUUUGAAAGUGAUUCACAAAAUUGAUUUAAGAGAUCAAAUGUCUCCAGUACGAUCGAUCGAGAUAUCCAAUGAUGAACAAUUGCUUUUUGCAGGAUUAGACUCUGGAAAGUUAUUAAUUUAUGGAAUUGAGAAUCAAAAUUCUAAUGGUGGAAACGGAACUCAAAACACAAACCUUACUCAACCACCUUCUCCACGACACAAUUAA
Molecule: messenger RNA, 10569 nt
Organism: Naegleria fowleri
Lineage: Eukaryota; Heterolobosea; Eutetramitea; Acrasida; Naegleriidae
Exons: 3
Coding region: 1-10569 (3522 amino acids)
Biological process (GO): intracellular protein localization
Cellular component (GO): cytosol; membrane
Molecular function (GO): protein kinase binding
Source: RefSeq, a predicted model, not a curated record